Acanthosepion pharaonis is the source of this 846-nucleotide messenger RNA. NCBI's taxonomy places the organism in Eukaryota, Metazoa, Mollusca, Cephalopoda, Sepiida, Sepiidae. The record is from the annotation of a GenBank genome assembly.
AUGUUGGCUGCUCAGCAGGGUUUGAACCCUCAGCAGAUGCAGCAGCUACUUCAGCAACAACUACUCAAUCCCCAGCAGUUGCAGCAAGUGAUGCAGCAGCAAACUUUCCUUCUUCAACAACAGCAACAACAAAAACUGCAAGAGCAGUUGUUGCACCAGUUGAAUGAACAGCUGCAAAUGAACAUCUUGCAGCAAUCGCAACUCCUGCAGCAACAGCAGCAGGUGGCACAGAGCCCGCAGACAGGGUCAAUACACAGUCAGAUAACACCGACUGAUAAGAAUAAAAACAAUAAACAAGUAAAGCAGAGAAUGCAGGAACUGACUCUCCAACAGCAACAACUCAUUCAACAGAUUCAGUUACAGCAACGUCAGUACCUUCUCUCACAGGGUAUCGGACUUGUUCCAUCAUUUGGUUUACCCCAAGCCUCCAUUUUCUUUUUCUUUCAAUUUUAUGUCCACUCAUCACAUCUGUCAUUCUUCUCCAUUGUGUCAUUUAUCUUUCUUUAUUUUUUAUUUCUCUUUUCUUUUUGUAGAUUUACUUUUUAUCUUUCACUCUCUCUCUCCUUAUCCCUUCCUCUUAUCACUUUUCUCUUUCUUCUUUGUCAGUUUUCCUUCCCUUCUUUCUUUUCCUUCUCUCUUCCUUUCUCUUUUUCUUUAUUUGUUUUGCUAAUUUUUCUUUUUCACCUUCCUCUUUUCUCCUCAUUUCUUUUUGCUAACUUCUUUUUCUUCCUUUCUCCCUUUUCUGAUUUUUCUCUUUUCUUUUUUUCAUUUCUCUUUUGUUUACUAUUUCUUUCUUUCUUUCUCUCUCUCUCUCUAUUUUUCUAUCUGCUUAUUUCCCUCACUUAG